GGGAGGGGAGCGGCGGUGGCGCAAGCGGCGCGGAGCUAGCGCCGCCUGCCCGGGUCUCCUGCUGCGUGGCUGCCUGCGUGCUCCCGACCCGGCCGUCCGAGCCAGCCCGCGGGCCGCGCGCGCUUCCGAGCGGCCGGAGGAGUCCAUGGUGCAGAACUUAGCGGCGGACUGACGGAGACCGGGCCUCCUGCGCCGGCGCGGCCGCGGGACCUCGGCCUGAGGAAAUUCCUUCACAAGGAGAGAUGAAGAAGAAAUCUGUAUAUAAUCAGAAUGUGGGUGAUCAGGAGUAUGAAGACAUGGAAGGUGAAGAAAACAGAAACAAUGCUGACGCCUCUGGCUCACUGUGCAGUGAAGCAGACAGAUGUCCAGUAUGUCUCAGUUGCCUGUUAGGGAAGGAAGUUGGCUCUCCAGAAAGUUGUGGUCAUGUCUUCUGUAUGGCCUGUAUUCUUAAAUGGGCAGAGAUAUUGGCUUCUUGUCCAAUCGAUCGGAAACCUUUUCAGGCCGUGUUUGAACUCAGUGCUUUUGAAGGUUGUGCUAAGAUUCAAGUGAAAAGAUGGUUGAGAGAAACGGAGGAAAAGGAAAAUCAAAGGUCUUUUAAGAAUCAACUCUUUUAUCAUGAGAGCUCCAAAGGCAACAAGAGAAAAAGAAACACCAUAAGAGAAGAUGUAUUAUGUGAAAGAUCUGAUGGCUUGAAGGUGUUGUAUAGAAACAUUUCAAACAAAAUGGGUGGAAAGAAAAAUGCUACAGUAAAGACAAAUAAGGUUCAAAGAUCAAAUCAGUGUACAGAUUCUUGUAUUAGAAAUGACAUGUCCAGUGUGUUUUUAUGUGGCAGCCACAGCUGGGGACCUCGCACCUAUAGAGCUUCCUGUACAGAAUCUAUAGAAAUGAAUGAAAUCAGUGCAUUGAUUAGACAAAAACGACAGGAACUGGAGUUGUCAUGGUUUCCUAAUACAUUACCUGGAAAUGGAAGGGUUGGCUCCGUACCCUGGAGUGUAGAGACAGGCCUCCUCUCUCUGGCUUCCACAGACUUGCCAAGGACGGUUUUCCCAGCAAGUACCACGUCACUAGAGCAUUUUGGUACUUCUCAUAAGGGAUAUGCAUUAGCACAUACCCAAGGAGGAGGAGAAAAAAAGCAAACUUCAGGCACAUCAAACACCAGAGGAUCAAGACGAAAACCUGCAGCAACUGCUCCUACAAGGAGGUCCACACGAAACACACGAGCCGAGACAGUCAGUCAGUCCCAGAAGUCCCCAGUGUCAAACUAUUCUGAGUGUGAUGCCCCAGGGAAUAGUAAUUCCUCUGUAAGUAUUUCCCCUCCAGCUGAACCAGAAAAGCAAACAAGACAGGCUCCAAAACGGAAGUCUGUAAGGAGAGGAAGAAAACCGCCUUUAUUGAAAAAGAAACUUAGGAGAUCUGUACCUCCCGCUGAAAAAUCAUCCAGCGAUUCAGUAGAGGAAGAAACUGUGGACUCUGACACUCCACCCGUGCUGGAGAAGGAGCAACAAUCAUGUGUAGAAAGCAGCAGCAUUUGCUCGGUUCAGACAGAUGAAGAGAAUCAUCUGCAUCUGGAAAGUUGCAGUGAACAAACAGAAGAAAAUGAACAAGCCAACAAUCAUGAGAUGGAGGAGCAAACAGAAAGUUUAAAUUCUGAAUCUUGCACUCAGUAUCCUCCUGUGCUUGUUGGAGAAGAUACAGAGAUAGAGGCCAAGGAGUUCUGUGCAGACCAUGAUAUUUCACAAGACACUUCUCUAAGAGGAGGUGAUUCCGCAGAAAACCAAGAGCAGGUGUCUGGGAGCUCAGAGCCAGAGGUACAGGCACUUGUGUGUACGCAGAGUCCUCCUGAAGGGUCUCUUACUUGUCCACCUUCUGACAUUGAACAACAACCCAUGUCCAGUCCCGUGGGUGAAGUAUCUGAUAACACCACACCAGUGGUUAGUGAUGAAAGAAGAGAGGAGAGUCCCACUGUAGAAAGUGCUGAUUUGAACGAUGAAAGAAGAGAGGACAGUCUCACUGUAGAAAGUGCUGAUUUGAACAAUGAAAGAAGAGAGGAGAGUCUCACUGUAGAAAGUGCUGAUUUGAACAAUGAAAGAAGAGAGGACAGUCCCACUGUGGAAAGUACUGAUUUGAACGAUGAAAGAAGAGAGGACAGUCCCACUGUGGAAAGUACUGAUUUGAACGAUGAAAGAAGAGAGGACAGUCCCACUGUGGAAAGUACUGAUUUGAAAGAUUCUGCAGUAAACACAGAAGCAUCUGUAGAGAGCCCCAAAAUGGAAUCUUCUGAGGGUGAAACUGUACAUGACCUGAACAGACACUGUGCUCCCAGCUCAGACACUGAGCUGCCUGAGCAGAUUCAAACAGAAAAUACAGAAAUAAUUCCAGCAUGUGAGCAUAUUCAAACAGAAAAUACAAAAAUAAUCCCAGUGUGUGGCACUUCAGAAAAUGAAAAUUCUGAUGCUGUUCAAGAUUGUGAAGAUAACUUAUUAAAACAUGAUCUUGACAACCCCCAGUCAGAUGCAUUCUUAGAAGAAAGGACAGAAUCUCUGGUUGAACAUCCCAUCCAUGCAGAGUUACCUCACAGAGAGGUUGAACAGAGUGAGAAACAUUUCAGUGAAGAUAAUAAUGAAACAGUCCCUAUGGAGUGUGAUUCCUUCUGUAGUGACCAGAAUGAGUCUGAAGUAGAGUCCUCGGCAAAUCCUGACUCUAAACAAUUGAGUGAAAAUUCUGUGCCACACGGUUCUGACGACAAGCUGUCUUCUGAUCCUGCAGUUGAGAAGGUUGAAACUGUAGCACAACCAGCUGAAAGCUUAGUGGAUAAAGCCCCAAAGCCUCGUACUCGAAGAUCUAGGUUCCAUUCUCCAUCUACAACUUGGUCUCCUAAUAAAGAUGCUGUACAAGAAAAGAGGCGUGCUCAGUCUCCGUCUCCAAAAAGAGAGACUGCAGUAGAAAGUCAGAGUACUCAGUCACCAUCACCCAAAAGAGAGUCUGCCAGAGGACGGAGAAAAUCUCGUUCUCUCUCACCGAAAAAAGAUGUAGCAAGAGAAAGGAGGCAGUCUCGCUCUCCAAAGAGAGAGAAUGCUAGGGAAGCUAAAAGAUCUGAGUCAGGGUCCCCAAGAAGAGAUACUUCUAGAGAGAACCAGAGGUCUCAGUCCCGAGUGAAAGAUUCUUCCUCAAGAGAAAAGUCGAGGUCCCGGAGCAGAGAAAGAGAAAGUGAUAGAGAAGCUCAGAGGAGAGAGCGAGACAGAGAGAGGAGAGCUAGAAGAUGGUCCCGGUCCAGAUCCCGCUCUCGAUCGCCAUCAAGAUUAAGAACAAAAAGUAAGAGUUCAUCGUUUGGUAGAAAUGAGAGAGAUAAUUACUCUCCUCGGUGGAAGGAAAGAUGGACAAAUGAUGGCUGGAGGUGUCCUAGAGGAAGUGACCGGUACCGGAGGAAUGAUUCAGAGAAACAAAAUGAAAAUACAAGAAAUGAAAAAAAUGACAUGACUGCAGAUACUAAUGAUCCAGGUUCCACAGAUAAGCAUAGAAAUGACUGUCCCAGUUGGGUAACAGAAAAAAUAAACUCUGGGCCAGAUCCAAGGACCAGAAAUCCAGAAAAGUUAAAAGAUUCCCACUGGGAAGAAAACAGAAAUGAAAAUUCAGGGAAUUCUUGGACUAAAAACUUUGGCCCCGGCUGGAUGUCCAGCCGUGGUCGAGGCGGCCGUGGGAAAGGUGCUUACAGAGGUAAUUUUACCUGUAGUGACCAGAGCGAGAACAGGUGGCAAAGCCGCACACCCCUCUCAGGGAGCGACUCUUUCAAGUCUGCGGAGCAGCAGCCCUCUAAGCGGAAAAAUGAGCAGGAGCUGUCCUUUGGCACAGCAGCAGACAGGUCAGGGUGGACGUCUGCAUCUAGCUGGGCAGUAAGAAAGACCCUGCCCGCAGACGUGCAGAGCUAUUACUCCCGGCGCGGCAGGAACUCUUCAGGCCCACAGUCGGGGUGGAUGAGACAGGAGGAGGAGACACCUGAGCAGGAUUCUAACUUAAAAGACCAAACAAACCAAGUUGACGGUUCUCAGUUGCCUGUGAAUAUGAUGCAGCCACACAUGAGUGUGAUGCAGCCUCCAGUGAAUGCCCAGCACCCGCCUAUGGGGAUCUUCCCAUACCCAGUGGGUGUUCCCGCCCCGAUGAUGAAUAUGCAGCGGAACCCAUUCACCAUGCACCCUCCGAUGCCCCUGCAUCUCCACACAGGAGUACCUCUCAUGCAGGUAGCUGCCCCUGCAAGUAUACCUCAGGGACUGCCACCACCACCCCCUCCACCACCAUCCCAGCAGGUCAGCUACAUCGCCUCACAACCAGAUGGGAAACAAGUGCAGGGCCUUCCAAGUGCUUCUCAUGUAAGUAAUAACAUGACUACACAAGUGCUGCCUGCUCCAUCAGCAGCCCCAGCAAACACGGGAUCAGUUCAGGGACCAAGUUCUGGUAAUACUUCGUCAUCAAGUCACGUCCAAGCCUCUAACGCUGCUGUAAAAUUGGCAGAAAGCAAAGUAAGUGUUACAGUGGAAGCCAGCGCAGAUAGCUCGAGGACAGACAAGAAAUUGCAAAUUCAAGAGAAAGCAGCACAGGAGGUGAAACUGGCUAUUAAGCCGUUUUAUCAGAAUAAAGACAUCACUAAGGAAGAGUACAAAGAGAUCGUGCGGAAGGCAGUGGACAAAGUUUGUCAUAGUAAGAGUGGAGAAGUAAACUCUACCAAAGUGGCCAAUCUGGUUAAAGCGUACGUAGACAAGUACAAAUACUCACGGAAGGGAAGCCAGAAGAAAGCUCUGGAAGAACCCGUGUCUACAGAUAAAAACCUAGGCUGACGGGAGGAGCCCUGCCCAGGACACUGUGGAGAUGUCUGUAGCGUGCACUUCAGCGUGCUCCCUGACUGAAUCACACCCAACUGUGAUGGAAAUCUGGUUUUGAUAAAAUUAUUUUUUUUAUUGUAGGAUAUGUUUUGUUCAAAAUAUAGCUGUGCACUGCAACUUCUACAUCUAACCCUAAACUCCAAUAAAACAAAUUCAAGGGAAAACCAAGGGUGUAAUGGAAUGUGCGUUUCUGUCAGGAAUGUGCUCCUCUCGUGUGGAUACUGAAAGAUGUAUAGCUUUUAAGGAGAACAGCGGCCUGCAUAAGCCAGAAGCCUGUACGAGUGCCGGCUUUGGAAGACGUCUGUCUGGAUCUAUGUACAAUACAUUUAUUCUGUCAGGCUCAAAGAGGAUGACCUUUAGGACCUUGCCCUCUAACUAUAGAAACUUAAACAGUGUGUUGCUAUUAAAUCUAUCUGAUACUAAUAGAGCAUGCCAAGUGCAGGGCCCAAAUACGGAGUUGUGAAGCACACAUCUGAGUAAAUGGCUUAGACGGAGAGCAAGUCAUCCUGAGUAGAAAUCAGCCUCACACCUGAGGGUGCUCCUCGCCUCUUUGUCACCAGGUGAAGGUCACACUGUGUGUUGCUUUUGUUGUCUUCUCUCCCAACCUAGGAAAAAAUAAAAAAUUAGUGGUUUAAUUUGCUACAUUACAACUUUGCCAUUUCAAGGCUUUGUUGAAUUUAGAAGACUAAUUUGGGGAAAAAAACCAAAACUAUGCUCUUUCAUUAUACCUUCUAUUUAUCAGUGGUAGUAAAUUACUUGUGCCACCUGGAGACAUGCUACUUGGUGGUGAGCUUCCUGUCCGGGGGACUAGCAUAGGUUACACGACCUGCUUCUGCAGCUCCGGGUUGCUUUUCCUGUGUCAUGGUGUCAGUGAAAUUCUUCUCACACCUCAGAAGUUCCCUAAUGGGGCUGGCGAGAUGGCUCAGCAGGUAAGAGCACUGACUGCUCUUCCAAAGGUCCACAGUUCAAAUCCCGGCAACCACAUGGUGGCUCACAACCACCGGUAAUGAGAUCUGAGGCCCUCUUCUGGUGUGUCUGAAGACAGCUACAGUGUACUUAUUUAUAAUAAUAAAUAAAAAUGAAUAAAUAAAUAAAUAAGAAAGAAGUUCCCUAAUGGUUUACAGUGAAUAAAGUGUUAAUUUGUUGAUUGGUAGCUGUGCUGCACAAUUCUAGAUAUGAUAACUAUGUCUGACAGAAGAAAGGAAAAUUAAAUAAUGCUAUUUUUGCAUAGAUAUCAGGGACUAGAGUUUUUUGUUGUUGUUGUUUUUAAAGCACCAAGAUGUUAAUAUGUUGAUGUUUAUGAAAAGUGGGUUGACAGUGAUUAUGACACUUACUUUCAUUGACAUCUAGAAAGGAAACUGAUAAACUUGGAUUCCAGUGACAGUGUUCAGUAGGUAUCAAAUAGCUGAGAAGAUGUGCCAAUAAUAUGGGGAUAGAUCAGGAUAAACACUCAGUGAGGCCUACCCAUUCACUGACAAGGACAGUGGUCUCUGUGAGACUGUACUUUCUAGAGUACAGGCAACCUGGUUCUCAGUUCUGCAUAAUGCAUUCCAGCUAGCUUUGAAAGGAAGGCUAAUUUUGUGAUUUUAACCCAUAGUGAUUGCACUAGGUAAAUAAGGUUUGUUAGGUUGUGCUUAUAGUCCUAAAACAUUUCCAAAAAGUUUGUGAUCUUCUUUUCUACAUUUCUGUCAUUUAUGAUGCAAUAUUUUACAUUUUUAAUUAAAGUCUGUGUUCAGCUUAUGAUGGCAGAUGUUUGGAAGACAGUUGCAAACACCAGCGGCUCACCUUGUUCCUUUCAGUUCAGGAUCCCUUGAACAGUGGUGCCCACUUCUGGUCCUGCUUUGACAUUUGUGUGUCAGAUGCUGUCUGUCCUCGUUCUUCUGCAGCAAUGCUCUGCCUGCAUUGUUCUACUGACACCUGGGAGUAAAUGGCAGUUUAAGUUGUGUUUUAUACUGUUUAGCUCUUGCAAAGCAAGUUUUAAAGUUUAGGGGAAAAGUAGGCGCUGUGUGAACUCUUAAGGUCCCAUGCUUUGGUAGAACUCCACUCUUUUUGAAGUUCUGUGUUCUGUAUCUGGUAGGGCACUGGGUCGAGUGCUUCAGAAUAGCUCAUUUCUAAUAUAUUCUAGUAUUAGAAUAUACUCUGGAUUAGAAAUACAUUAGAAAUGUAUUCUUACUGGGUUAGAAAACGCAUACUUUGCAUUAAAAAAUACCAUUGCUUUUACAUUCUUGGUUUCUCAUUUUUUUCUUAGAAAUCCACAUUCGUUUUGCACGUAUAUGAGUUAACACAGUUUGGGAGUUGCAGGUCCCUCUUGAUCGUGACUCAGUAUUGACUUGACCUUUGGCGCCAUGGGCCCUUUAACUUGGCAGUCACAUUGACCUAUGUUUCAGGUUGUAGAAAUGCCCAGUAGGACUUACUCAUUAUUUUAACAUUCCAAAGGCUGUGCAGUUGUUUGUUGCUGUUUUGGUGAUGACCACUACAUCUUCGCCAUUACCUGCCUUCAAAUGGCCAUGGUGUGUUUGCUGACCGUCCCUGCCCACCCCCCACACCCAGACAUGUGGCCUCAAGCGUGGUGGCUGCCCUGAGUUUGAGACAUGGUAGUAUAAGUUGCAGUGCUGUCUGCUGAAACAACACUCUAAAAACAGAUUGUGGUCUGUAAUAUAUCCUAAUAAAUUUUUUUGCUAAACAAAGUAGUGUCUUUAAAAUUUUAUUAAGUUUUCUGGGGAAUGCUGACUUUUAUAUCAGUUUACACCAUUUCCAAUGUGUUUAAUUAUUUCUUGGAUUUUUACCAAAGUAAUGAGCAUCAUGACUACAUUAAUAUCUAGGCAAUAAAAAAGGUCAGAGUUAGCUAUAAACAUAUAUUUUAAUAGUAGUUUUCCUAAUUAUAUAAUCACUGUAGCAAAUUUAAAACAUUGAGUAAUUUCUAAAGAUGGAAGAGACUGGGAAGCAAAAGAAAAAAUUAUCUGUAAUUCUACCAAAGUUAACUUCUUGCAAGCUUGGCUUCAAUGCACAUUAUAUGUUAUGACCUAUUCUUUUCAACUAAUGUAUUGAGAAUAUUCCAUUUUAAUAAAAAUUAAUUUGACAGCAUGA
This is a messenger RNA of Mus caroli (Ryukyu mouse), 7961 nucleotides long. RefSeq names its product SR-related CTD associated factor 11 (gene Scaf11). The record is from RefSeq and is a predicted model, not a curated record. Gene Ontology annotation, biological process: spliceosomal complex assembly. NCBI's taxonomy places the organism in Eukaryota, Metazoa, Chordata, Mammalia, Rodentia, Muridae. Gene Ontology annotation, molecular function: RNA binding.